Messenger RNA from Cyprinus carpio (common carp), 976 nucleotides. RefSeq names its product COMM domain containing 8 (gene commd8). NCBI's taxonomy places the organism in Eukaryota, Metazoa, Chordata, Actinopteri, Cypriniformes, Cyprinidae. The record is from RefSeq and is a predicted model, not a curated record.
CAGAAGACGAAGUCACGUGACGGUCGAUCAGCUGACAUCAUUGACGCUGAGGAAGAAGACUGACAGCAUUAUGAUACAUUUUCUCGAAAAACUACCGUCUGAAGAAUGUCCUAAACUCAUACACAGGGUGGUGGAUGGGGUGUGUGGCCGAAGUGGUCCGAGGCGAACAGAUUACGGUGAACGGUGGAGUCUGACAGAAUGGGUGGAGUUAAUGAACACACUCUCCUCUUGUAUCCGCUUUGCUGUUGGAAGGGGCUGUUCAGAUCAAGAGAUCCGGGAGCUGCUGAGAGAGUUGGAGACGGCACAUGCUGAGGCUGUUCUCCAGUGUGUGCGCUCCAGGUUUGAUGAGAUCAGACAUGCUUUGGUGGACAGGACCAAUGGCAUCUCAAGCACACAGCUUCAGGACUUCAACUGGCAGUUAAAGCUGGCAUUGUCCAGCGACAAGCUGUCAGCUUUAAACACUCCUCUGCUAAAUCUCAGCCUGGACCUGAAGGAGAAUGGAAUUCAGAGAACGGUGAAUAUAGAAAUGAACAAAGAGGAGCUGCAAACUCUCAUCAGUGCACUAGAGGCUGCUAAUAAGGUUGUGUUGCAGCUGAAAUGAAGAUACCAGCAAAAGGUGGUUCUGUGCCAUCAUACUUUCAUAGAGAGAGGAUUUCUAAUGUCUGUAUUAUGAGACAAUGCCUGCAUGUGGGCAAAUGGAAACCUUACGGACAGAACCGGGAACCUGUCGGUGUCUCUCCUGAGGUGUUCAUAAAGGACUGAAUAUUAUUUUUCAAGCUCCAUCAGUAUGGACCACAGUUGACUUGAAGUUGCCCAAGUAAUGGUGGCAGGGUUGAGUGUUUUGCACUCUGAAAAGCUAAAUGCCUGCCUGACACAGAUCUUGCUUUCAGUUCUCCAUGAAAUGCAAAUGCAUUUUAAUUUCACACCCCAAAAGGUUGCCUUUCUAAAUAAAGUAACUAAAAACAUUAAACGUCAA